Pogoniulus pusillus (Red-fronted tinkerbird) is the source of this 3326-nucleotide messenger RNA. It is a transcript of the gene PAX3, whose product is annotated as paired box 3. Bases 278 to 1729 code for a protein of 483 amino acids. Gene Ontology annotation, biological process: regulation of transcription by RNA polymerase II; anatomical structure development. Gene Ontology annotation, molecular function: RNA polymerase II cis-regulatory region sequence-specific DNA binding; DNA-binding transcription factor activity, RNA polymerase II-specific. NCBI's taxonomy places the organism in Eukaryota, Metazoa, Chordata, Aves, Piciformes, Lybiidae. The record is from RefSeq and is a predicted model, not a curated record. The transcript is spliced from 9 exons.
GACAGCACAGCCGGACCCCUUCCUCCUCCCCUCCUGUCCCCCCGCCCGCCCCUUCGUCCAGCCUCGCUGCCCUGCGGGGCUCCGGCCCCUGCCCUCCUGGUGCGGGGCAGCGCGGGUCAGUGACAAAGGGGCAGCGACGGAGCUGCCUCCUCCCCGCCCCCCCAGCGGCAUCCCCCACCCCCUCCCGGGACUGCUCCUGAUUCGGUGUGAGCCUCUGACAGCUUGGAUCUCUCCUAGAUCAGCCCUCACCUGGAUAUAACCGUGCCGGGCCGCCGCGAUGACAACUCUGGCUGGAGCUGUCCCCAGGAUGAUGCGACCCGGGGCCGGACAGAACUAUCCCCGCAGCGGCUUCCCCCUGGAAGUCUCUACUCCUCUAGGCCAGGGCAGAGUCAAUCAGCUCGGAGGAGUGUUUAUCAAUGGCAGGCCUUUACCCAACCAUAUCCGACACAAGAUAGUGGAGAUGGCUCACCAUGGCAUAAGGCCCUGUGUCAUCUCUCGCCAGCUGCGAGUGUCCCACGGCUGCGUCUCCAAAAUUCUCUGCAGGUACCAAGAGACGGGCUCCAUCCGACCGGGGGCCAUCGGCGGCAGCAAACCCAAGGUAACGACGCCGGAUGUUGAGAAGAAAAUCGAGGAAUACAAGCGGGAAAACGCUGGGAUGUUCAGCUGGGAGAUUCGGGACAAACUGCUGAAGGACGGAGUGUGUGACCGCAACACGGUGCCGUCAGUGAGUUCCAUCAGCCGUAUCCUGCGGAGCAAGUUUGGGAAAGGCGAGGAAGAGGAGGCAGAGCUGGAAAGGAAGGAGGUAGAGGAAGGUGACAAGAAGGCCAAGCACAGCAUUGAUGGCAUCCUCAGUGAAAGAGCAUCAGCACCUCAGUCUGACGAAGGCUCUGACAUCGAUUCUGAACCAGAUUUACCUUUAAAAAGAAAGCAGCGUCGCAGCAGGACAACUUUCACUGCAGAGCAACUGGAAGAGCUGGAAAGAGCUUUUGAGAGGACACACUACCCUGAUAUUUAUACUAGGGAAGAACUUGCACAGAGGGCCAAGCUGACAGAGGCUCGUGUCCAGGUCUGGUUUAGUAACCGCCGUGCUAGAUGGAGGAAACAGGCAGGAGCCAAUCAGCUGAUGGCCUUCAACCAUCUGAUCCCAGGAGGAUUCCCACCCAGUGCCAUGCCGACUUUGCCCACGUACCAGCUCUCAGAGCCCUCCUAUCAACCCACCUCCAUACCGCAAGCUGUGUCUGAUCCCAGCAGCACUGUCCACAGACCUCAGCCUCUCCCUCCAAGCACUGUACACCAAAGCAGCCUCCCUUCAAAUCCAGAGAGCAGCUCUGCCUAUUGCCUCCCCAGCAGCAGGCAUGGAUUUUCCAGCUAUACAGACAGCUUUGUGCCUCCGUCCGGACCCUCAAAUCCCAUGAACCCUGCCAUUGGCAAUGGCCUUUCACCUCAGGUAAUGGGCCUCCUGACUAACCAUGGUGGUGUACCUCACCAACCCCAAACUGAUUAUGCCCUGUCCCCUCUAACUGGGGGCCUGGAGCCCACCACCACUGUCUCAGCCAGCUGCAGCCAGCGGUUAGAUCACAUGAAGAGUUUAGACAGCCUGCCAACAUCCCAGUCCUACUGCCCACCAACCUACAGCACCACAGGUUACAGCAUGGACCCUGUCACAGGCUACCAGUAUGGACAGUAUGGACAAAGUGCCUUUCAUUAUCUGAAGCCAGAUAUUGCAUAAAUGAACUGUCCACUUCAAGCUAAAGCUGGUCUUAUUUUCCGGUCUCACUCCAAGGCUUGGAUACGAGAGAUCUUCUCAACACACUGCAGUCUAAACUGGGGCAGUCCCACUGAGAGAAGCAGGCUUCUUGUGUUCUCUCCAGUCAUAGCUUUUAGUUGACUUUUGAAGGCUGGACAAAGCUACGCAGAAGACAAAGGCCAAAAGCAAUAAGGAACAAAUAAAUCGGCCACGGUUCAUUGUGACUGGCUAUACAAAUGAGAGCAGCGUUUAACCCUGCUGCCUGGCAAAACAUUCCACUUUUUGUUGUUGAAAUUAAUGUGCAUUGAUUGGGACAAAUGGAACAUUCUGAAACUUGGAGCAGUUGAGCUCUGCCUACUCUGACUCAUCUGACAGCCAGUGCUGACUUCACUCCAACUUCAAAACUGCGCUGUUUCUGCAGCAGGGGCGGGAGGAACUCUUUCUGUUGUAGACACUGGAAACUGUCACCAAGAGGCAAUGCCACAGUCCAUAGGAAGCUAAGAUGAGUGCAAAAGACUUCCAGAGCACCCCAUUGGUUACCUUACUGUGCUUUUGUAAUCAUCUUGUUAAUAACUAUCACUUAAAAGUUUUGCUUUACGAAAACAUCAAGAUCUUGUGUACCCCAAAAAGCAGGUUUUAGCUUGCUGCCUGUGCUUCUCCUAGUCUCUUGGCUAGGAUACCUCCUCUUUUUGAGCAAACGUGGGAGGAAAAGGUCUCCAACAACACAGCUGAUUUUUCCCAACUGCCUAGCAAUGUGCAAUACUGUGUACCUCACCCAGGCUUUGGGAUCACCCAAAGUCUUAGAGAUAGAAGCAGAACUAUAUUUUUGCAGGUACUUUUAUUUUUGCAGUGCAGAAUUCCUGAUGGCAGAACAUGAAAAUGUUGUGGUCUGCUGGAGGACUCAACUCCAGCUCCUUGAUCCCGAUUUAAAGGUCACGUUCAGGAAAAGGUAGGAAGAAAUGGCAAGGUUUACAUUUUGUUUUAUUUAGCGAUGUACAGGGCCUGUAUUUGACACAUUUGUUUAAAUUAUACAGCGAGAUCCAAUAGAGAAAAAGAAAAUAUAACUCUAGGAACCAAGGUUUACAAGAAGUUUGCGUUGUGACAUUUUAGAAUGUCAAUAAACUGUGUUUUGUGAUGUUGAGAGGAAGAGGAAGAUGGAAGGCGACGUUAUUUAUUUCUCUCUAUUCUUAGAACAAGGGGGGGAGGCAGAACACAAAUACAUUCCUUUUAGCGUUAAGGACUAUGAAGUAGUGAGCUAGAUUAGGUUCAGUACAGAGGUUAGGUCACACAUGGGUCUUACAGAUGAUGGAGAAACGAAAUGUUAUCUUUGUGUUGCAGCCUCUACAACAACACCUGUUGUUUAAAAAAGCCAAACGAAAAACCACCACCACCAAACCCCAAACAACAGCAACAAUAAGGAACAACAAUAAAAAAGAAACCUGUAAAAAGCUCAGUAAAUAUUUACUAUUUAUAAUGAUGAAACAUUAUGAAGACUUGCAAAGCACUGAUGAUUUUUGUCCUAAAAUGUAGUAUUGUGCUAAAUACAUUGAUACAUUUUAAUCUGAAUAUCAUGAAGAAA